UAAUUCCAAUUCAUGUAUAGUGUAGUCUAGUCUAAUCUAACCUAGUCCAACAACAAAAAGAAAAAGCCACAAGUGCGUAGUUUACCAACAAGAAGUGUAAAUAUUUGUUGUACACUAUUUUCAUGAGACUGAGCAGAGUAAAUUUAAAAUGUUUUCCAUUUUUUAAGAAUGCGAUAAUUUCUUAUUUUUGAGUGUGAUAAAAUUUACUUAAGUGUUUCUUAUUCCUUUUAUUUUGUAUUCUUUCUAUUUUACGAUUGCUCCAGAGAGAGAUAGCUGUAUUCUACCGAAUAAUGACUUCACAACGAAUAUCCCACAAAAGCAUAAUAAGAAAAAAUAUCCCAAAACAAAAACGCGCGAAAAGGUUUCGUUGAGUGCAACCAAUCUGAUUCGAUGGAAUUCAUUUCAUUUCAAAAAUUCAAUUUUGGAGGGAAAAUCGUUGAACAGAGUGGACGUGUGACAGAAUAUAGCGCGCGAAAUAUUUCUAGUGACGAAUCAAGAAUUUUUGAAGAAAAGAGUAUCGCACACAUUUCACUUUAAUAAGAUAAAAUAAUCACUAAUAAAAGCAAUAAUGUCUCAACCAUCAGUAGCAUCGUUUUUCAAUACAAGAAAACGAGCGGCAUCGGAAUUACAUUUAUCUAAAACUCGAGAUGUUUCAAGUCAACCCACUCCAUCGUCAAAGAUCCUCGAAAAUGAUGACAUAUCCACCUUGAAGAAUGCGAUCACCACCCGAUCGGGAAGAACCAUUAAAAGAAUAGGUGUGAAUGGCGCGGAUACUAUGGCAAAGAUAUCAAAGGUGGAAGCUAGCCUUAAACAACAAAAACUUGUGAAGUUUGUUAAGAAAGGGAACAUGUCUCCCAGGAAAAAGGCUCCGACACCACAAAAGCAAAACCAAGAUGAAACCACAUCGAUUCAGGCAGAGCAACCAUCAUCAACAUGGACCGCAAAAACAAACAUCACAAACAUUGAGCGCGGAAUGAAGACACCAGUGAAGCAGAUAAUCCAGGAUACUCAUAGGAAGGACCCAACACAACUGAAGUCAAUGGUCAAGAAGGAACUUAACUUCGAUGAAGUCAAGACCAAAGUCUCACGUCACGAGAAGCUACAUGAGUUGAAAGAAUCAUUAAAACGCAUACAAGAAUUGGAGAAGACUCGCAAAGCUCAAGAAGAAAGGAACCGACGCCUGCGAGAACGCGGACCAUCUACAUCGAAGAAUCCCAACCAAAUUACACUCAAGGAGUUCAAAACAAUUGAAUUGGAAGUACUGACAAGCCCUGCUAAAGGUUUCAAAACUCCCACAAAAGUAGUCCCCCCGACACCAGAUAAAAAUGAGUUGAUGUCACCGAAGCACACGCCUGUGUCAAAACGUGUGCUCUUCAGUCCGUCAAAAGAUGGAAGUCCAGCUAAAAUUGUAGUACCCCCAGCAUAUCAAAAGUUCAUGCAUUUGGUGGAAACUUCCAAAUCGGCCUUGCAUCUACCGUUUAAAUAUCGUCAGCUCAUUGAAACGUUUAAGUGUCUGGAUUCGGUUUGUGCAAUGUUUUUUAACCGCAAAGAAGUUAUUACACUUAAAAAACUCAAACCGGCUGUUCAACGUAUGCUGCGUAGAAACUUCACCGAGACUCAUUUGGCUCAAAUCAAGCACAUAUAUCCGGAGGCGUUUGUUUUCACUCAGAUGAAAAUGCGGAACUACGGAUCAGCUUCGAAACAGGAUUACUUUCAAUUAGUAGUAACACCGAAUGUCGAAGGUGUACCACACAACAAAAUGAUACAAAUUGAUGAGGAUAAUGUUCUUGAGUCAGCUCUUUCUAACGCAAUGAAUCCACAUGUUAUGACCGAGCGCCUUCAAAAAUUUCAAGGACUUUUACUAGAGCGCACUAAACACGAGCAUGAGAAGUUUUUACAAAGCUUAGAUCCACCAAUUGUUUUGGACAAACAUAAGCUAACACGUUGGCAUCCAUCUUUCGAUCUAGAAGAGUGUCCAGAUAUUGAAUUGGGUAACUUACCUCAACCGCCAAAUGUUGAAAAAUAUUCCUCGGCGAAAGACAUUCUUUCGACUGCAAGAAAUCUAUUCAACUGUGCCACUCCAAUGGAACGGGCAAUGGAACGUUUUGAUUCAAAAACCGUCGAGGAAAAGAAUGAAUUAAUGCAUCCAACAAACCGCGUUCAACCAACCGAAACCGAAUUAGCUGCUAACAAGGAACUAGACAAUUUGCUUAAAGGUGUACCUAAAUCAUUACUCGAAAAAAUACGGGCAAAACAAGCAGCAAAGGCUCUAGAUGCCAUGACGCGGAGACCAUCACAGGAUGAAGAGGCUACAAUGUAUAGCCGGCUGCCGGAACUCGCUCGUCACCUUCGUAAUGUUUUCAUCACCGAAAAGAAAGGCGUACUCACUCUGGAAAUAGUCAUUAAAAAAAUACAAAACAGUUUCAGGACAUCGCUUACGUGCAAGGACAUCGAAAAUCAUCUGCAAUUGAUAUCAAAGGUAUGCCCGCAAUGGAUUGGAUUUCACGAAGUGCGAAAAACCAUGUAUUUGAAAAUUUCCAAGGAUAUGGACAUGGGAAAAGUCAUUGAAAAACUAGAGACAGUGGCCAACGAGAAGACCAAAUGAUGCAUCAUUUAAUUUUGCCCAAAAAGGCUUAGUUUAUUUCAUAUUAAGUUUUAAGAAAGUUAUACCUCAUAAUUAAAUCAUUUUUUGUAUUCUAUACCAAACUCUUAAAUGCCCUUCAUUCAUUUAUAGAACAAUUAAUUUAUACCAUCAUUUUCAUUUAAAUAUUGUUUAUGUUUGAAAUUCGUUCAUUUCAUAAUUUGUUGUCUUAUAAUGUGUUAGAUUCUAGUUUAUGAAUGUUUCAGCAGUUUACUUUGACAUAAUUAAAAUAAAAUUGAAAUGUAUUGUACUUUUAUAUUUUCUUUAAAAAUAAACAUUGAACAUUA
Eupeodes corollae is the source of this 2928-nucleotide messenger RNA. RefSeq names its product DNA replication factor Cdt1 (gene dup). Gene Ontology annotation, biological process: DNA replication preinitiation complex assembly; mitotic cell cycle; regulation of DNA-templated DNA replication initiation. Lineage: Eukaryota; Metazoa; Arthropoda; Insecta; Diptera; Syrphidae. The transcript has 3 exons. Bases 569 to 2605 code for a protein of 678 amino acids. Gene Ontology annotation, molecular function: DNA polymerase binding; DNA binding. Gene Ontology annotation, cellular component: nucleus. The record is from RefSeq and is a predicted model, not a curated record.